Messenger RNA from Danio aesculapii, 1026 nucleotides. Its product is annotated as trace amine-associated receptor 13c-like. The transcript has a single exon. Lineage: Eukaryota; Metazoa; Chordata; Actinopteri; Cypriniformes; Danionidae. Bases 1 to 1026 code for a protein of 341 amino acids. Gene Ontology annotation, biological process: G protein-coupled receptor signaling pathway. Gene Ontology annotation, molecular function: trace-amine receptor activity. The record is from RefSeq and is a predicted model, not a curated record. Gene Ontology annotation, cellular component: membrane.
AUGAAAGGACAGAGAGGAGAGCAGAACAAACUCCUAACAGGAGGAGACUCACUCAUGGCCUAUGAGACAGAGGAUCAGGAGACUCAAUACUGCUUUCCUCACAUCAACUCAUCAUGUGUCAAAGGGAAACGCUAUAGACAUGGUUAUAUCACAUAUGUGUUUGUGUCAUUGCUGUCAGCAUGGACUGUGUUUCUCAACCUGCUGGUGAUCAUCUCCAUCUCUCACUUCAAGAAGCUUCACACUCCAACCAACAUGAUUAUUCUCUCUCUGGCUGUAAAUGAUCUGUUUGUUGGACUCGUCAUGCCUAUAGAGGCCAUCAGACUGAUUGAGACGUGCUGGUAUUUUGUUGAUAUUUUCUGUGCAAUAUAUAUAUUAUUUAUUUCAUUUCUGGUCUCAGCAUCUCUUAGUAAUUUAGUUUUACUUUCUGUUGAUCGUUAUGUGGCUGUGUGUCACCCUUUACUGUACCCACAGAAAAUAACCAUCACUAAAACAUUAAUGAGCAUCUGUCUGAACUGGGCUUGCUUCUCAGCUUAUAUCACUGCCUUUGUAGUUAAUAAUGGAUAUUUUGACACUUCACACAGAACAGAUGUGUGUUAUGGAAAGUGUUCGGUCAUGAUGAGUUUUACUUGGACAAUCAUUGAUCUGUUUGUAUCUUUUAUUUUUCCUUGUGUCCUGGUUAUCACUUUAUAUCUGAGGAUUUUCUAUGUAGUUCAUCAGCAAGUGAAGGUUAUAAACUCUCUGAUGAAGGGUGGUAAAUGUGUAACGGAGGGUUCAGUGAAGAGGAAAUCUGAGAGUAAAGCUGCUCUGACUUUGGGAAUCAUUGUGACAGCUUACAUGCUUUGCUGGAUUCCUUACUGUAUCUGUUCUCUAACCGUAAUCUCUUCCACAACUAUUAAUGUUUUGUUAUUGCUUGUAUAUGCUAAUUCAGGUAUGAAUCCUCUGGUUUAUGCUUUAUUUUACCCCUGGUUUAAAAAGACAGCUAAACUCAUCUUAACUCUGAAAAUAUUCACUCAGCAUCCUCUCUGA